AUGGCUUAAUAUAGGCAAUUAAAUGAAGGGGACAUCCCACCUAUCAACAAUCCACAGAUCGUUACAGGAUUUUAAAUACUUCGUUAGAGCGUCGAUUUGGGAUUAAGGCAAAAUCAGGAUGCCAGAAAAAGUUCCGUCAAAGCAGCAGCUUUGGUAUCAAGACAGAGUCAAAUGUACUAGUAAGCAAAAGAAAGAGGAAUUGUUCCAAAUGAAGUCAUUGUAAAUUACGAUGCUCCCACAAAUACCAAGCAAGAUCUCUUAAAAAAGGCUUAAAACAAAGGAGAGGAGUAUCGAAACAUGGAUGAGCACAAAGUGGACGUAAUAGCAUUAUCGCAAAGAUAUGAAACAUCUUUAACUGAUGGAUUAACUUAGGAUUAGGCCACAGCGAAGAAUAAAUAAUACGGGGACAAUAAAUUGACCGAGAAAAAGAAGAAGCCAUGGUGGAUUAAGUUGAUUCUUGAAAUGGUUCAACCAUUUUCAAUUUUAUUAUGGAUAGCAUCUAUAAUGUGUUUUGUAUUGUACGGUGUGAAUCCAGAGGCUUUGGGAGCAAAAUCAAACUUAUGGCUUGCAAUCAUUCUCAUAGCCAUCAUUUUAUUAACAGGUUCGAUCACUUAUAAUUAAUCUGCAAAAGCAGACGCAUUAAUGGAAGGGUUUAAGAAUUUCCUUCCAUAGAAAUGUAUAGCAAUCAGAGGAGGAGAAAAAGUAGAAGUUCCAGCUGAGAAACUAGUCCCUGGGGAUAUCAUUGAAAUCAAGAUGGGGGAUAAAAUUCCAGCAGAUGUUAGGAUUAUCUAGUCAAGAGAAAUGAAAGUCGACAAUUCCGCUUUAACCGGAGAAUGUGAUCCAUUACUUAGAGUAACUGAACUCACAAGUGAAAAUCCUCUGGAAACUAAGAAUCUAGCAUUCUUUGGUACUCUAUGCAAGGAAGGAUCAGGAAAAGGCUUAGUCAUUUAAAUAGGUGAUAAUACAGUAAUGGGUCAAAUUGCAGACUUAGCAACAGGAGGAGAAACUCCAGAAACUCCUUUAAAUAUAGAAUUGAAGAGAUUUGUCAUUCUGAUCUCUUGCAUAGCUGUAGGACUUGGAAUCUUGUUCUUGAUUUUAUCAUUAGUGGUCGAACAAGCAUCUGUUGAUACAGCAGUAGGGUAAGCAAUAGGAAUCAUCGUGGCUAAUGUACCAGAAGGUCUAUUAGGAUGUAUAACAGUAUCUUUGGCUAUUACUGCAAAAAGAUUGGCUGAUAAAUAGGUGCUAGUCAAAAAUUUGGAAGCAGUGGAAACCCUAGGAUCUACUAGUUGCAUAUGUUCAGAUAAAACAGGAACUUUGACUUAGAAUAAAAUGACAGUUGCAAAUGUGUGGUAUGAUGGAUUAAAGAGAGUCGCUUUGAAUAAACUUAAACAUGGAAGAAAUACUGAAUAUGAAUAUGAUAUUAAUGAUCCUACUUUUAGAGACUUACAUGAUUGUGCAAUCAUUACAAGUGAAGCCAAGUUCAACAUAUAAGCUAAAGACAAAGCUACAACCAACUGGUUGGAAUCACCAACUAUUGGAGAUGCAUCAGAAACAGCUCUAAUUAAAUUCUUUUAACCAAUUGAAGAUAUUGAAAACACUAGACAAAGAAGAUAAUUAGUGGAGUUAUCAGAUAAGUCUUUAGCAAAGAUGCCAUUCAAUUCCACUAAUAAAUUCUCAUUAUGUAUUGUGAAUUGGGAGACUCAGGAUUCAUUUUAUUGUGUAUACAUAAAAGGAGCACCUGAGAAGUUAUGGACAUUUUCUAGUUAUUUGUUAGUAGAAGGUAGAAACCAACCAAUAGAUGAGUAGAUAACACAAAAAUUCAAAUCAGUCAAUGUAUCAUUUGGUAAAGGAGGUGAGAGAGUCUUGGGAUUUGCAAAACUUCAUUUACCAAGAUCUGAAUUUUAGAAAGGAUAUAAGUUUAAUUUGAACUCAAUUGACACAUUGAAAUUCAAAUUAGAAGGCUUUACUUUCUUAGGAUUGUUAUCAUUAAUGGAUCCACCUAAAGAGACUGUACCAUAAGCUAUUAAAAAAUGUUAAUCAGCAGGAAUUAAAGUGAUCAUGGUGACAGGAGAUCAACCACCAACAGCAGGUGCAAUAGCAAAAUAGAUUGGAAUCAUCACAGGAAAGACAGUGGAUGAUUUGUUAGAGGAAAACCCAUCAAUGUCUUAUGAUGAGGCCUUUAGAUUGGCCCCAGCAAUUGUAAUUCACGGAGACAUGAUAGUGUAAGCUUUAGAGGAAGAGAACAGGAGACUUAAAAGUUGGUGCAGUAAACCUUAAGUAGUAUUUGCACGUACAUCUCCUGCAUAAAAGCUGAUGAUAGUAAGAGCCUGUCAAUACAUCGGACAUGUAGUAGGAGUGACUGGAGACGGUGUGAAUGAUUCUCCAGCAAUCAAAUAAGGAGAUAUUGGUAUUUCAAUGGGUAUCAGUGGAUCUGAUGUCACUAAAGAUGCUGCAGAUAUGAUAUUAUUAAAUGAUGAUUUUGCAUCUAUUGUUGAUGGUGUUGAAGAAGGCAGAAAGAUAUUCGACAAUCUCAAGAAAACAAUCGUUUACCUACUUACUUCAAAUAUCACAGAAGUGUUUCCAUAUGUUGGUGAAAUUGCCUUAGGACUACCAUUACCUUUAAGCAAUGCCUUCAUUCUCACCAUUUGUAUUGGAACUGAUAUCUUACCCGCUAUUUCAUUUGCCUAUGAAGAAGCAGAAAUCGAUAUCAUGACUCGUAAACCCAGAAAGAAGGACGAUCAUCUAGUGUCUUUGAGAUUAAUCACUCAUGCGUAUUUGUUAUAAGGAAUCAUUGCCACUUCAGCUGGAUUCUUCAGUUAUUUUAGUACUAUGAAUGAAUAUGGAUUCCCUCCAUAGUUACUUCUUAAUUUGAUGAAUACUCCUUACUAGAAGAUCCCUUGGCCAUCUAUUAUAUUAGCUAAUGGAAGUUCAUAUACUCCCCCUCCCACCACUUGGGUAUGGGACUUACCGAAUAUGAAUAAUCCAUUUUUAACCACACAACCUUACAAUCCUGAUUGGCAAUAAGCUCCCAUUCUCACAGUUGAAGAAGGAAAGUCAUUAGAUUCAAGUAUUGGAUUCCAAAACAUCCCCCUUAAUUGGAUAAAUCCAGAAAUCAUUUACUAUGAUUUAAGAUACAUCUUUGUUUAUUACGAUUAAAACUAUUAAAGAUGGUUCCCAACCUUCGAAGAAUGGUAAAAUUAAAACUCAGACAACCUCUGUCGAUAUUUUGAUAGAUCUGACAUGUUACUUGAAGACAACAAAUAUCCCAUUAAUACCAAUGCUUGUUUCAAAACUGCUGCACUUAAAUAUGCUCAAACCUCAUAUUUUGUUGCUGUCGUACUUGUCUAAUGGUCUAAUGUCUUCUCUUGCAAAUAACGUAAAAUGUCAGUGAUUUACUCACCAAUCAACGUAGUCAUGUUUUAUGGUGUCCUCCUUGAAACACUUAUUUUUAUUUGUAUUGUCUAUAUUCCUGGAGUCAAUAAUUGGUUUGGUGCUAGACCAGUUGAUAUUUUAAAUUUAGGAAUGCCCGGUCUUCCAUAUUCUAUGUGUCUGUUUUGCUGGGAAGAAAUGCGAAAGUACUUCAUCAGAAAUUACGCUAAGCCUAGUAAAUAUGAGCCAAACUUCUUUGAAGCAAAUUCAUUAUGGUGAAUUCAUUCAAAUUUUAUUAACC
This is a messenger RNA of Paramecium tetraurelia, 3670 nucleotides long. RefSeq lists its product as uncharacterized. The transcript is spliced from 8 exons. Lineage: Eukaryota; Ciliophora; Oligohymenophorea; Peniculida; Parameciidae. Gene Ontology annotation, molecular function: ATP hydrolysis activity; ATP binding; P-type sodium:potassium-exchanging transporter activity. Gene Ontology annotation, cellular component: membrane. The record is from RefSeq and is a predicted model, not a curated record. Gene Ontology annotation, biological process: intracellular sodium ion homeostasis; potassium ion import across plasma membrane; proton transmembrane transport.